UACCUGCAGGAGAUGAUACGCCUUGAAGGUCGGGGCAGCCAUAUGCAUGAUAAGGAGUGUCCUCGAUGUCAAUCACCGGAUCCUCGGUAUCGAUGCGUUGACUGUCACGGAGGAAUACUCUACUGCGAAGGGUGCAUGGUUGAGAAGCACAAUGAGGCUCCUCUUCACCGCAUCAAGGUUUGGAAUGGGACGUUCUUCGAGCCGAAGUCCCUCAAAGCUAUGGGGCUUCGCGUGCAGUUAGGACACCCGCCUGGCGUCCAUUGCAAUAACCCCAAGCAGGCAUAUGCUGAUGACUUCGUCGUAAUUGAUACCCACGGUGUUCAUCAAGUCGGCGUCGACUUUUGCCAAUGCGAGACCACCCAUAACGACUAUCAGCAACUGCUUCGUGCUGAAUGGUUCCCUGCAUCCGUUUCUGACCCAAAGACUGCCGCCACCUUCCGCGUGCUGGAGAGCUUUCAUCUUCUUUCCUUGGAGUCAAAGUCUUCAGCUUAUGAGUUCUAUCGAUCUAUCUCUCGGGCGACCGAUAAUCUCGGUAUCUUGGAGAAGAAGGACCGGUAUGAUAACUUCCUUGUCAUGGUGCGCCAGUGGCGCCACCUCAAGAUGCUCAAACGGACGGGAAGGGGACAUGUUAGCGAAGACCUUGAAGAAACACCCGAGGGAGCAUGUGCUGUACAGUGCCCAGCAUGCCCCCAUCCAGAGAAAAACCUUCCCGAUGGUUGGCAAUCCGCACCGCCUCACAAACAAUGGUUAUACGGGCUUUUUCUUGCAAUAGACGCCAAUUUCCGUCUGAAGAGGAAAGCGGUAUCACGAGAAGAAUUGGAUCCAAGCUUCGGAGACGGUUGGGCGUAUUUUGUCAAAGAACAGCCGUUUCAAGACUGGUUGGCGUCACAGCCUGAUCCGCCCCACGCCCGAAGUUCCUGUUCAAACCACAAGGCCGUAAACAUGGCGAAUACAAAGUUCGCUCGUGGACUCGCUGUGACAGGAGUGGGCACGGUGGAUUGUGCACGGCAUAACAUGAAGCUUCCCUGUGGUGUGGGCAACUUGAUUGCAGGAGAACGGUACAACGUCAUGGAUUACAUACUUUUCUCAACACUUCGAUGGGCUCAGCUUCGUGUCUUCAAGAUUUCCUACGAUAUCUGCUGCCAGUGGUUCAAGAACUUAUGGGCUCGAGCGGCAAAGUUACCUGAACACCUUGCGUUCAGUCCUUUUGGCCGGAUCUUCCACUUCCUCGUUCCGAAAUUCCACCUUCCCGCCCAUAUUCUCAGCUGUCGCACUCGCUUCUCAUUCAACUUCACUCCAGGUGUCGGUCGGACUGAUGGCGAGGCACCCGAGCGGGGCUGGGCGAAUAUCAACCCCGUAGCAUCCAGUACCAAAGAAAUGGGGCCUGGUCACCGAAAGGAUACACUCAACGACUUUUUCGGCGACUGGAACUGGAAGAAGACCACUGGCCUGGGCCUCGAGCUCAACAGAAAGCUAUCUGUUGCCUUUGUCAAGCGCGCUGAUCACCAGGAAGACUUCAUGGAUAUGGAACGUACCCUUCCUCAGCCCAGGCUCGUGGAAUGGCGCAAGGAUGUGGAGGCCUGGGAGAACGGUCAGACUGAACCUAACCCUUUCGAGAGCCGGGUACAAAAGCCAACGCAGCUCUCAGUCCGCCUUGAGCUCGCCAAGCGGGAAGCCAAGGAACUCGCAAAAGGAAUGCCGAUCACGCACUCGGAAAUCACGCGCGGGGUACUUAUCGCUGCCGGUAUAGAUAUUGAGGACCUACAACGGCGGCUCCGGGCAGAGCGUCGCAGCGUCGGCCAGAAUGCUGUUGACCAUCAAGUCAAGGUACAGAACCGCGCCAACACACUUCAAAUUAGAAUCGAAAACUGGACCAAGGCUCAAGUACUACACAUGCCAUCUGUGGUCAUGCUGCGAUCCAGCCGGCAUACGUCAUCCAAACCCGUUAACCCUGAGUCUAUUACUUUGUUUCUCCCGUCUCAGCUUCCUCCUAGAGCAACAUGCGACCUGAAGCUCCGCGAGAUCGAGUGGGACUUGAGGGUAUCUCAGGCUCACGAUGCACUCAGCGACCUUAGACAGACACUGCAGUAUCGAUACUACCUCUAUAAGGACAAGGACCGCAACUCACGCGGUCAAGGAGCUAAUACUCGCGCGCUCAACAUAAUUGAAUCAGUCAAUUCCAAGAUCAAGGGUUAUCAGGAUACUUAUCGUGACGCCUACGGUGCCCUUCUACUCCUGAAACCUAUACUCCGCAAACAUUCGCUUCCCUCUGAGCUACGCGCCCUUCGGGAUGCUGAUGUUCGGGCUAUGCCGGAGGAACUUGAUGGGGAGACCGAGGGCAAGCGAAGAAUUUCUUGGAUUUGGCUCGCGCUUCCACUCGACCCGUAUGAUGAGAACGAUCCGGUCCUGAUAGAUACCAUCCGAGUUGAAUGGUGCAAAGCUCGGGCUCGGGCAAUGCGUUGGACCGAGGAAGUUGAGCUCCUUGUUGAGGAGAUGCGCCGAACAAUUGCAUUUUUCAAAUGGCAGACAGAAUGGUGGGUUUCGUAUAGUGAUCGGAAGACGUUGGCAGCGCCGGAAGACGAAGAGGGUAGCAGAGCAUAUGCGCUCCGACAGGCUAAUAGUCGACGCGCUCUGGCGUUGAGUUUCACGUCGAAGUGGACAAAGUCUCUUGCAGUAAUUCACGGACAUAAUAGUACGAGCAAAGAAGCACAUUGCUGA
Coniophora puteana RWD-64-598 SS2 is the source of this 2718-nucleotide messenger RNA. RefSeq lists its product as uncharacterized. The transcript is spliced from 8 exons. The record is from RefSeq and is a predicted model, not a curated record. NCBI's taxonomy places the organism in Eukaryota, Fungi, Basidiomycota, Agaricomycetes, Boletales, Coniophoraceae. The annotation marks the transcript as partial.